This is a messenger RNA of Aspergillus puulaauensis, 1803 nucleotides long. RefSeq names its product SET domain-containing protein. The transcript has 7 exons. The coding region runs from base 1 to 1803 and encodes 600 amino acids. Gene Ontology annotation, molecular function: protein binding. Lineage: Eukaryota; Fungi; Ascomycota; Eurotiomycetes; Eurotiales; Aspergillaceae. The record is from RefSeq and is a predicted model, not a curated record.
AUGGAUUCCACUGCUGCACCCCUGGUGCUACAGUUGUGCGACCUGCUUCACAACCCCGUCUUCCCAGCACAACUCGCCUCCGCCAUCAAGGCCAAUCCAAGCAGCGAGUUGUUUCUCAAAAUCGACGCAUCGCUCAUCACCAGCGCCCAGUUACCGUCUCAUAAGAGCUCAUUACAUAUCGGCUGCAUCGACCUCUGUAAUGGGACAGCAGUGCCGUUGCCUCCGCCCACGCCGGCGUCUACUCCUAGUCCAAAGGACCACGGAGAUAGCUUGACUACGCCUACUUCCGAUAUCUCUAAUUGUCAAUCCUCUAAGCGACGCAAGACAGUGAGCGGGCUCCGACUUGCGCCAGCUCCAGCCAAACAAAUAGAGCCUACUGAAGAUGGUAAUAAUGACCUAGAAAGCACAGGCUCUGUGGUUCCCAAGUCAGUGCGGCAAUUCCACAGUGAUACUCGCUUCCCACAGCGGUCCAAACCUGGGCAGGGGAUCUCACCACCGGUUCUCGAGCCGUCGUCCACGGACAAGCUGAUCGCUGGGAUAUGGCGACAAGUAUAUUCGUCCGUGCAACUCAGCUAUGAUUUCUCAAGUAUCAAACCUACUAUUAAUAUCCGCUCCGGUGCAAGUCUCGAGGUCUUCAAAUCCGUCAACACCCUAUGUCUGAAAUACUACAAUAGAAGCCAGUCCUCACGCGCACUGGAAAUGAUCGUCCAGGCAUUCUGGGUCGAAUGCUUCGAAGCCCGCACCGCCGUUCUCCGCUACGAGAAGCCCAUCCUAUCCAAGACAGAGGCGCGCAUGCUCGCCAUACGAGAGGCUUGCGUUAUACUAAAUUGGAAGGAGAAGGAUCUGCGGAACCGGAUGGCCAUCUGGCGCGGGUACAAGGAAAUAAAAGACCACGGCGGGUGGGCAAGCCUUAUCUUCGCCAGCGCCGGCGUGUACAGAUUCUGCAAGUACCGCGCGGAAUUCGGAGACCUCUUAUUCUCCCGGCUGGGCCAUAUAAGAUCCAGCCUCGAAGUCGCGGCCGAUACCCUGCACCCGGAGUGGAGGGAUCUUUUACAGGUUAUACAACAGGACACCCCGCGCGUAUACCACGGCCAUCCACAUGAAUGGGUUACUACUACUGCUAGUACAGACGGGCGAGCACUUCCACUCGACUCUACAUACGAACAUCUCCAGUCCCAGCUACCAAAUGGAUUCCAGUACCGCUUUAUUGACGAGUGCGUGCUCGAUUCGAGUAUAUACGGGACAACAGACCCACGACGGGUUCCCGAGCUGGACAAUUCGGAUAUCUGCGCCGUAUGCCACGAGAGACAGUCUGAUGAAGUCCAGCAGAAUCAGUGUAUGUGUUUCCCCGCUCUAUUCGGGGGCGUUCGCGGGCCUGUUCCGGUUCAGAUCUUCCGCACGACGAAUGGGAAGAAUAAUGGUGUUGUUGCGCGCUGUCCCUUCGAUCGCGGGACUGCAAUCGCCGAAUUCACCGGCCUAAUCACAUCCGGCAUCGACGGCGUCGACGUAAUGAUCGGCGGCUCAGGCGGGCGAACAUACCAGAUCUUCCAGGGUGAAAUGGGUAACGUCACGCGUUUCAUCAACCACUCGUGCCGGCCCAAUAGCCAGUUCCAGCGGUUCUACUGGCGCGGCAUAGAGCGGGUUAUUGUUGUCUCGAGGGGGGUGGGUGCGGGCUGUGAAGUUACGGUUGAUUAUUCGGAUCGGUAUUGGAGGGAGUUGCGGAAGAGGUGUUUGUGUGGGGAGGGGUGUUGUCGGUUUGGUGGUAGUGGUGGUGGUGGUUCUGGGAGUAGGAAUUUGGGUUGA